This is a messenger RNA of Durio zibethinus, 1996 nucleotides long. RefSeq lists its product as uncharacterized. NCBI's taxonomy places the organism in Eukaryota, Viridiplantae, Streptophyta, Magnoliopsida, Malvales, Malvaceae. The record is from RefSeq and is a predicted model, not a curated record.
UCUUUCCUUACUAUCUCAAAUUCUUUUUUCACUUAUGGAGAAGGAGAGAGAGAAAAUCAAACACCUUAGCCAUGAACACCCAUUGGUGUUGAAUGAAGAACUGAGUGAUAAAAGUAAAGACGCUUGCUGCAAGGGAUGUUUGGAACCAUUGUUUGGCACAUGUUUUAGCUGCGGAGAAUGCCAGUUUCACCUUCAUAAAAAAUGUGCCCAAGCACCCUUACAAAUUCCUCACUCCCCUUUUCAUUGUAAGCACUGUGCUCUUAUUCUUAUGCGAGGUAGAUAUUUUUGUGAUUUAUGCAAGGAAAGUCGUCAAAUGUUUUUUUACUGCUGUCCUGUUUGCGUUGCUUACCUUGACAUCAAAUGUGCCUUUCUCUUGCAUAACUUUGAUGAAAAUUUUUAUGAGCUCAAAUAUGUUGACCAUGAACAUCCAUUGACCUUUAUUGAAAAUCCCAAUGAUGAAUUCAAAAGAGCCAAUUGCUAUUGGUGUCAAAAACUACUGGCAGACUCCGUUUAUGUUUGUCUUAAUUGUGGAUUUUACCUCCACAAAAAAUGUGCUCAGUUACCCACUCAAAUUUAUCACCCUUGCCAUCGCAAACACCCUCUUUAUAUUAAAGAUGCUAGGCUUUUUUGUCAGCUAUGCCAAAAGACUCAUAGGAGUUUGUUUUAUCGUUGUCUUCCUUGCAAGUUUGACGUUGACAUGGAAUGUGUUCGAUCAAGAACAAGGUACGCUACUAUUGAAGACAAAAGUCAUCUUGAGCACCAAUUCACUAAAUUAUUUAGAAAUGAAUCAUUUAUAUGUGAUGCGUGUGGUACAGAGGGAAAUUCUAUUUCCUAUAUCUGUUCUUCAUGCCACAUCAGGAUCCAUAAUCAUUGCAUUUCGUUGCCACGCAUCAUCAAAACCAUGCACCAUCACCAUACUGUUAUUCACAAUUAUUUCUUUCAAAAAAAGGAUCAUGAAAAUCAUGAUUGUGGAGUUUGUCCUGGUGAAGUGAAAGCAGAAUAUGGGAGUUACAAUUGUUUGAAGCAAGAUUGCGAUUUUGUUGCCCAUGUGAAUUGCGCUAUGGAGAUGUAUGUUGAAAUUGAUCAAGUAAUUGAUCAAGAUGAGGAGUCUAUUGAAAAUUUAGCUACAAAUUCUUCCAUCACUCGUGUUAUUGAAAGGAACGAACAUGGAGAAGCCCAGAAGGUGAAACAUUUCAACCAUGAACAUGACUUAACAUUAGGCAAAAUGAUCGAGCAAGACGAUGUUAAACGUUGUGAUGGGUGCAUGCUAUCCAUCUCAACUUCGUUUUAUUAUUGUUCAGAGUGUGAAUUCAUUCUCCACAAAACUUGUGCUGAAUUACCAAGAAAAACGCGUCUUUGGAUUCAUCAAUCUCCCACCACCCUCAUCAGUUCACCGAACAUUAUUCGUUGUCACCAGUGUUUGCACCUCUGUAGUGGUUUCUUUUACAAGAGUGAUGAAAGUAACAAUAAUUUCUGCCUAAGGUGUGCUAGUGUCUCUCAUACCCUCAUAUGCGAAGGAGAAAAACACUCUCUCUUUCUUACUUUUGAAUUCCCAGGGAUAUGCAGUGCUUGUGGUUUCUUGUUUUAUGGUGCAUACAAAUGUAAAGAUAAAGAUUGCACUCUUGCUUUGGAUUUUGCAUGCAUUGCACUACCACAAGCAACUUGGCAUAAGUGUGAUAAACACUUGCUGAAACUCAAGUUUCAUGAUGAGAAUGAUGAUCCAGAACAACAUUGCUGUGAUAUAUGUGAAGGAAAAAGGGACCCAAACCAUUGGUUUUAUCAUUGUGCAAUUUGUGAUAAUUCUGCUCAUCCAAAAUGUGCUCUUGGAAAAUAUCCAUUUAUUAAGAUGAAGAUUGGGACCACCUUCUCCAGUCGCCAUUGCCCGUACAGUCGUCAUUCUCUCAUUUUUGUCGAAACGCUUGCUGACACAUGCUCUGACUGUGAAAGUCCCUGCCAAGAGGGCUUGUCUGGUAUUGUUUCUUUUAAGAAGUUCUGA